Molecule: messenger RNA, 660 nt
Organism: Penicillium griseofulvum
Lineage: Eukaryota; Fungi; Ascomycota; Eurotiomycetes; Eurotiales; Aspergillaceae
Product: flavin-dependent quinone reductase
Exons: 1
Coding region: 1-660 (219 amino acids)
Cellular component (GO): cytosol
Molecular function (GO): FMN binding; oxidoreductase activity
Source: RefSeq, a predicted model, not a curated record
AUGGCUCCCAAACGUGUCGCCAUAGUUACCAGCAGCACGCGCAGUCCGCGUCUCAACCCUGCCGUAACGCAGUAUGUCUAUGACGUACUAACCUCCGACCCGACGAUCCCAACAAACCACAGUGAAAUAACCGAUACAGACCCGCGUCACAUAACCUUUGAAAUCCUCGAUCUAGCAAAGCAAUCCCUACCCCUCUACGACGAAUCUGUCAUCCCCGCCGGCCUACCGCCAGCAGACCCCACUCCGCACUACAGCAAAGCGCACACACGGGCGUGGUCUGCGGUAGUACAGCAGUAUGAUGCAUUUAUCUUUGUCACGCCGCAGUAUAACUGGAGUAUCCCGGCAAGUUUGAAGAACGCACUCGAUUAUCUCUUCUUCGAGUGGAGGGGGAAGCCGGCGGGGAUUGUUUCGUAUGGAGGACGGGGUGGGGGGAAGGCAGCUGAUCAUCUGCGAGGGGUUUUGACGGGCUUGCGGAUGAGGGUUGUUGGGACGGCGCCUGCAUUACCGGUCAAGUUUACUGGGUUUCCUGUUGGAGUGUCGUCGGAGGUGGAAGAGGUGCAGUUGGAUGAGAGGGAUCUGAGUGGGUGGAAGGAGGCUGGGUUUGAAGGGAUGAUGCGGAAUUUGGGGAUGGAAUUAGUUUGUGAAUUAGAUAAGGAGUGA